Messenger RNA from Aegilops tauschii subsp. strangulata, 714 nucleotides. Lineage: Eukaryota; Viridiplantae; Streptophyta; Magnoliopsida; Poales; Poaceae. The record is from RefSeq and is a predicted model, not a curated record.
AUGACACUUCUUUCAGUUCAAGAAGAAAAGAUGGAACUGGAAAAUGCCAAUCAAGAAUCUUCUUCGAAAAGUGAAGGAGAAAUUCUCUCACACUAUGGUAGUUCUAAAGAAGAAGAUGUCGAGAAUCAACACACCAUCACCCAAGAAUUUGAAAUGCUCACACAAAGGCUAAGUGAUCUAAAAAAGCAAAAUCGCUAUCUCACGAAUGAUGACAAGCAUGAUGCACCAGAAUCAUCGAGAAGAAGAUUGCCUCCGAAAGAUAUGAAGUGCUUCCAGUGCAAGUUAUACGGCCAUGUCAUCACUGAUUGCCCUGGUUGGGAAGGAAAACCAAGCAACAGAUGGAAAUACCUUCACUGUAGUGGUUUUACUCGAAUGGAUCGUCAUACUAAGCUCUCCAAGGAAAUUGCAUCUUUGUCAUCUCCUUCGACGAGACCAGUCACUGACGUAAAAGCCAGAGCUAUCAUUGAAUCAAAUAUGAAGAGGAUGUCAUGGCUAAACAAUGUGUGUGCUGAUCUAACAUUGCACUCUAAAGAAGAAGCUACUGACACUGAAUUAGAUGAAGAAGAGUUCUACAAAAAGAUUAGGAGAAGCAAUGCAUAUGUUGCCAUUGAAUCAUCGAAGAAUAUCAGCGAAUCAGAUACUGAUGAUGAUGCUUCAAAUAACGAUGAUUCAAGUGACGAUCAACCUAUCACCUUUUCUCUCAGGGAAAAAUAA